CAUAAAUUUACACUAAUUUAGAAAUUCUAUAAAACUAUUUUAUCUUUUUCUUUAUCAUAAUGAGUGGUGAAUUAGAAGAUAAUUUGAAUCAAACUUUGCAAGCAUUGAUAUCCUAUAUCCCAGAAUUAAAUAAACAAGGUAAAGGUGUGAUAGAUGAUAAAUUGAUAUUGAGACAAUCAUUACAUUAUCUUAAAUAUUUACAAGGCGGCUCAUCCGUUAUUGAUACAGGCGGCAUCUUAUAUCCAGACCAAAUAGCAGCUCUUUUAAUCAAGAAAUAUAAUGAGGGUUACUCUGAAUGCGUGAAUCUAAUUUUGGAUUAUCUAAUCGAAAUUGAGCAACUUGAUGUUUUAGAUUGUAGAGUGUACCAUCUUAUAGGUUAUUUAAAGGUAAAAAAGACUUAAAGAAUGAUUAGCUGGAAGAAUAUAUCCAUUAGAAAACAUAAAUAUUAAUUAUUAAUUUGGUUAUAAAGCAAUAUAUUUUUAUUUAAAUUAUUCUUUGAAUUAAUGUAUUUAUAUCCAAUUUAAAAAUGAAAUUAAUUUAAUAAUUUAAGCCUUUGAA
Messenger RNA from Gordionus sp. m RMFG-2023, 558 nucleotides. RefSeq lists its product as uncharacterized. The transcript is spliced from 4 exons. The record is from RefSeq and is a predicted model, not a curated record. The coding region runs from base 60 to 401 and encodes 113 amino acids. Lineage: Eukaryota; Metazoa; Nematomorpha; Gordioida; Chordodea; Parachordodidae.